AUGGAGUCUGCAAAUCUUCAUCCUCAUAACCAUAAGGUUCAAGAGCAGUAUGUCAAAUAUUCUUCUCCGGUACCUUCAACAAGCCAUCGAGUUUCAGCCAUAGAUGAAUGGAACCCGAACGUCUUUCCGCUAAAUAUAUUCUGUUUGUUGUUAUGUCUUUCAUGCAAGAAUAUUGGUAGUAAAUACGAUAGGGAUCUGAAUGAAACCAUCUCAGCAAAAGAUUCAUGGCAAGCGCCACCACUGACAAGGACUUCCAUGAACCAAGAUAGCUUCAACCAACAAUCUGCAAGUGAAUUUCUCCUUGCAAAUAUCAAAGAUGAUAUGUCAGAUUCCUUCCCCAAAUUGAGUGAGAUGAUGUACUGGUACUCUAUAGAGCACUCAUAUCUACCCUCUAAAAAGCACUACUGUCCACAGUAUCCUAGUGAUUAUGAUCUUGGAGGGAAUCUAUUGCACAGCAAUCUCUUCAUUGCUAACAACAUGACCGAGCUGCAACUUUCCUCAGGAGAGUUGUACAAUAAUGUUCAUCAUUCCCCACGUACGGGAACUACAUCAGCAACUAGCAGAUAUGAUUUCAAUCAUGUCUUUCCAAGUACAAGCAUUUCCACCUCGGAUUUUUGUUCCACAUUGUUGUCAAGCUCUUCGGACUUGAACUUGAAAUCCUUGGAUCUUUUGACCUCAACGUAUGAUGGUGGAAGUUAUAAUCAAUCUUUACUUGAUAUGAUUCCCGGGAAAUUAAGCAGAAGUGUGUUUAUAAGCCAUGAAUCCAAUGAUCAAAGAAGAGAACACAGUGAUAGUAUGUCCACCAGUUCCAAAGUAUCAGCCUUUGUUAGUGGAUCUCAUACAAACACAAAGAGGCCUGGAAGCUUUUCUGAUACAAAAGAAUCGACCCAUACAGAUGCUAAAAAGCAUAGGUCCUCAUGUCCCACAUUGAAGCUUCAGGUUAGGAAAGAGGAACUAGGAGACAGGAUCGCAGCUCUUCAGAAGUUAGUGGCACCUUUUGGCAAGACAGAUACAUCUACUGUGUUAACAGAAGCCAUAGGGUACAUCCAAUUCCUCCAGGAUCAAGUUCAGACACUGAGCGUGCCAUUUAUGAAGUCAUCACAAAGCAAGCUUUAUAGGACAAAGCAAGGGGAUCCAAGAGAGGAAGGAGGAAAAGAAGGGCAGAAGUUUGACCUCAGAAGUAGAGGACUAUGCCUUGUGCCCCGCUCUUUAGCAUCAUAUUUUAUUAAUAGUUGCAGUAGUGGGAUUUAGACAUCUCCCCAUUGAGAACUUGAGAUUGUACUUGUACAUAAGUAACAGUAAUUUCAGCCUUUGGGAUUAUGAAGCUUUAUAUAAACUACAGUUUAUGAAUUCGGUUCAAGGUCUGGUUAUAGACACCACGAGCUUUGGCUGGCCCAUUUAUUACUUGCCAACCUCCAUUUAUAAAAUCUUUAUUAGGUACUAAUCAACUUGGCAUUAAACUUCCCCAUUAC
This is a messenger RNA of Hibiscus syriacus, 1472 nucleotides long. Its product is annotated as transcription factor bHLH110-like. Gene Ontology annotation, cellular component: nucleus. Gene Ontology annotation, molecular function: RNA polymerase II cis-regulatory region sequence-specific DNA binding; protein dimerization activity; DNA-binding transcription factor activity, RNA polymerase II-specific. Gene Ontology annotation, biological process: regulation of transcription by RNA polymerase II. The record is from RefSeq and is a predicted model, not a curated record. Bases 1 to 1251 code for a protein of 416 amino acids. The transcript is spliced from 7 exons. Lineage: Eukaryota; Viridiplantae; Streptophyta; Magnoliopsida; Malvales; Malvaceae.